Belonocnema kinseyi is the source of this 2037-nucleotide messenger RNA. RefSeq names its product adenylate kinase 8. Gene Ontology annotation, molecular function: ATP binding; nucleoside diphosphate kinase activity; AMP kinase activity. Bases 113 to 1606 code for a protein of 497 amino acids. The transcript is spliced from 11 exons. The record is from RefSeq and is a predicted model, not a curated record. Gene Ontology annotation, cellular component: cytoplasm. Lineage: Eukaryota; Metazoa; Arthropoda; Insecta; Hymenoptera; Cynipidae. Gene Ontology annotation, biological process: nucleoside triphosphate biosynthetic process.
GCGGAAAUGAAUUGUCAAAUGUAAGGUUAAAUAUUAUGAUGUAAAUUAAUUUAAAAAAUCAGAUGUCAAGUUUAUCUAUGGUUUUUAUGUAAGCCAUUUUAAAGAAACGAGAAUGUUAGGACCUGUGGAUGCUUCAAAAAGACCUUUAACAAUUCCGGCACGUUUUGUACCAUACAUGGAAAAGCACAGAAUAUAUGAACUUUUUCACGAACUCGCAACCGAAUUGGUGAUGAAAAAACCAUUAGACCACAUAAUGUAUUUAAAACAAUGCUUGCAUCACGCGGCUCGAAAACGCGACGUUCCAAGAAUUAUUUUGCUCGCUCCUCCCGAAUUCGAUAAACUAAAAUUGGCUGAAACCCUGCACGCCGAAUUAAGUAUUCGUCCAGUGACAAGGAAUGAUAUUCGUGAAGUUCAUAAAUCGGAAAUUGAUGAAAAAUGCGAGGAAGCUGAUGAUAUUGCUUUAAGUAUGAGGAAAAUUCUAAGAACAGGGAUGAUUCACGAUUCUGGUUGGGUACUUGUUGAUGUUCCAAGAACAAGAAGCGAAGCUCUGGCUUUGCAGCGAAUUGGCGUUAUUCCUACUCACGUAAUUGAAAUUAUUGACUCUACGUUGGAAUAUCAAGAUUUUAGUAAUGCAGUAAAUAAUAUGCAUCCGCCCUUAAAAAGUCGAUAUGAGCGUUUUAAAACUUUAGAGGAGAGGGAGUAUAAAAAGAAUAUUCUUGGUAUAAGGAAUGCCUACUCGAAUCUAUUAAUACAAAUGGAAGUUGGUGGAAGGUCAAUAGAAGAUCUUGGUAGGGACUGUGUGAUUUUAGCUAAAAACAAAAAAAAUUGUGGAGCUCCUUCUGUUUUUCGAAUUGCUUUAAUUGGUGCUCGAGGUUCCGGAUGUCAUACAGUUGCCAAAUAUUUAUCUCAGCGAUAUAAUAUUAUUCAUGUGGACUUCAAUUACAUUAUGGAACAAUCACGUUUAAGACAAACACUUUUAGGGGACAAAGUUCGGAAAUACGAGCAUAAAUGGGGCAGAAAACCUGAUUCUGGAAUUCGAAAUGAGAUUGUAGAGAAACGAGUUCUUGAGAGAGAUUGUUUGAGGAAAGGAUGGGUUCUGACAGGAUACCCAAUUACAGUUGAGGACUUUAUUCUUUUUGACCGAUUGGCUACUCCUCCCAAUAGAGUAAUUUUUGUGGACGUUGAUGGCUGUACUCUUCGGGAACGAUUAGUCGCACGUCGAUAUAAUGUAGUUACGGGAAGUGAACAUAAUAUAAGUUCAAAAAAUACUGCUGAAAUAUUCGUUAGCGGGGCCUUAGGAAUUCAUCCAAGAGAUUAUCGAAGUGCGAUAGAAGAGGAUAUUUGUGAGUACGAGGAGAAUGUCAAUGAACUGAAAAAAUAUGCGGGGGAAUCGGCUCAGGUGAUUGACGGAAAUGCAGAGGAAAAGAUUGUGAGGGAGAAAAUUGAGGCAUGUUUGAUAAAAGCAGCACCAAGUGCACCACCGAGGAUAUCUCAACUUCCGCCGGAAAUUAAAUCCUCUCAAAUCGAAUUCGAUCCUUUCGAUGAACCGGAUCCACGUGUUUUUGAUCAAAUUCGAGAACCAGAAUCUACCCUUUCUUUAAUAUAAGAAAAGAAACGAAUCAUGUUAUUUUUUACAGAAAAAUACAAAUGCCAACAGAAUCUUGUAAUAAAUUAAUGUUUGAAAUUGUUUCUUCCAGCGAAGAGAUUUAAUUUUCAAGAUUAAAAGUUGACCAAAUAUUUUCGUAGAAAUUCAAAAAUAUUUUGUCAUUUUAAUAGAAGUCUAGUUGAUCUAAGGCAAUUUUUUUGGCUCAUACUAGAAAAAAUUAAAGUCAAACAACGAAGUGUUUAUCAUAGAUCGGGAAACCGGGAAUUAGUCCGGCAUUUUGAGCACAAGGAAAAAGUCGCUAAAUAAGCAAUUUCUGAAAAACAGGGAAUUUUCAGAUUUGUAUAAUUCAAAAUUGAAUGUUCCUUUCGUAGUAUAUAUCUAAGAAUUCAAAGUACCUUUUAUGUAUGACACCAAAAACUUCCUGUUAGCAU